CCAGUGCAAGUCAAGAUGGCGUCCACCAGCCGUUUGGAUGUACUUCCUAGAGUGACUUGCCCAAAUCAUCCAGAUUCCAUUCUAGUAGAGGAUUACAGAGCUGGUGAUAUGAUUUGUUCUGAAUGUGGGCUAGUAGUAGGUGACCGGGUCAUAGAUGUAGGGUCAGAGUGGAGAACUUUCAGCAAUGACAAAGCAACAAAAGACCCAUCUCGAGUCGGGGAUACUCAGAAUCCUUUGCUGAGUGAUGGCGACCUGAGUACAAUGAUUGGCAAGGGCACAGGUGCAGCAAGUUUUGAUGAAUUUGGGAAUUCAAAGUACCAAAAUCGCAGAACUAUGAGCAGCUCUGAUCGUGCAAUGAUGAAUGCUUUUAAAGAAAUUACCAACAUGGCAGACAGAAUCAACCUCCCUAGAAAUAUAGUUGAUCGAACAAAUAAUUUAUUCAAGCAAGUAUAUGAGCAAAAGAGCCUGAAGGGGAGGAGUAAUGAUGCUAUUGCUUCUGCUUGUCUCUACAUAGCCUGUAGGCAAGAGGGUGUUCCAAGAACGUUUAAAGAAAUAUGUGCAGUGUCCAGGAUUUCAAAGAAGGAAAUAGGCCGGUGCUUUAAACUUAUUUUGAAAGCUCUUGAAACCAGUGUAGAUCUGAUUACAACUGGAGACUUCAUGUCAAGAUUCUGUUCCAAUCUGGGUCUUCCCAAACAAGUGCAAAUGGCAGCAACACAUAUUGCUCGUAAGGCUGUGGAAUUAGAUUUGGUUCCUGGGAGAAGCCCUAUCUCUGUAGCAGCUGCAGCUAUCUACAUGGCAUCACAAGCUUCUGCAGAGAAAAGGACACAAAAAGAAAUUGGUGACAUUGCUGGUGUGGCUGAUGUUACGAUUAGACAAUCGUACAGGCUCAUCUAUCCUCGGGCUCCAGAUCUCUUCCCAGCAGACUUCAAGUUUGAUACCCCAGUUGACAAACUACCACAGCUGUGAAAUUGCAGAAGAUUACUUUUAAAUUUCUAUUAAAAAAAAAAACAAACCAAACAACCAAAACAACCAACCAACAACAAACUUCCGAUUUUUGCCUAUAACAGAGGAUGUACAAAGUGUUAAUAUUGAGUCUUCAUGUUGUGGAAUUGGAGGAUAUGGAGAAGGAGCAUAACUGCUGGAACGCAGCACACAUUCCAAGGGUAAACAAGCUCAUUGUGUGGCAUUUUGUAUGUAUAUAUUAGUGGAAGUAAAUAUUUAA
Messenger RNA from Indicator indicator, 1222 nucleotides. It is a transcript of the gene GTF2B, whose product is annotated as general transcription factor IIB. The coding region runs from base 16 to 966 and encodes 316 amino acids. Gene Ontology annotation, molecular function: TBP-class protein binding; RNA polymerase II general transcription initiation factor activity. Gene Ontology annotation, biological process: transcription initiation at RNA polymerase II promoter; transcription preinitiation complex assembly. Lineage: Eukaryota; Metazoa; Chordata; Aves; Piciformes; Indicatoridae. The transcript is spliced from 7 exons. Gene Ontology annotation, cellular component: transcription preinitiation complex; nucleus. The record is from RefSeq and is a predicted model, not a curated record.